AUGUUUGCAGCUUUUCAAUGUUGGCAAUUAUUACAACAACAACAAAAUAAUCAACAAACAUUUUCUUCUGAAACUCUUCCAAACACAGUAUUGCCCUCUCAAUAUACCACUCCCGUCGAUAUCAACAACCACCCAAUAUCAACGCAAACGUCAACAAAAACAUUGUCAGAAUCCAAACAUAAACGGAAUAAUAAAGAUAAAACAAACUCCAACAAAAAACACCAACAAAACGUUAAUGAAACACAACAAAUUUUACCUCAGCAACACACAUUUAAUUCUGAACAAACAAACAUUGAAAAACAUAACAACAACGAUGUUUUGUUUAAUAACAACAACCAAACAACAACUUUUAAUGAACAACAACAAUUAAUUACAACACUAAUUUCUCAAUUGUUUGGACAACAACAAAACAUUCAAACAAACAUUCAACAAAACACCGAACAUCAAAACAUUCAACAAAACAUCCAACAAAACAACCAACUUUCCUCACCAUUAUCUCUAGGUUUUCUGCCUCUCUUUAAUUGUGACGAACAACAACAACAAGAAUUUUUAAAACAAAUGUUUGAGCAACAACAAAACAUUAACAACAAUAACAACAUUUGUUGGAAAGAAAAUAAAGAGGAGAAUAAUGAGUGCCAAAUGAACAAUGAAGAAAAAGAGGAAAAUAGAGAAGAAUAUAAAAAUGAGAAUGGACUUAACAUGUUAUCUGUUAAUCAACAACAAAAACACCAACAAAAACGACUCAAAAAAAUUUCAAAAAAUUCUUCAAAUAUUCAAAAAAUUCCUACUACUUGCUCUGCUUUAAAUAUUCCUUCUGUUACUGGUGCAUUGACUGUUAAAAGCGAAAAAUCGUUAGGUGCCCUUCUUCUUCAAGAUCGUGAUGGAAUCGAGCGUAUAGAAGAAUUGGACGAAUUGGCUGAAUUUUCCAAUUGUUUUAAGAAGCAAAGAAUUAAGCAUGGUUUUACACAAGGCGAUGUUGGUGUUGCACUCGGUAAACGAUAUGGCACAGAUUUUUCACAAACAACCAUUUCCCGCUUUGAAGCACUCAAUCUUUCCUACAAAAAUAUGUGCAAAUUACGCCCUCUUCUAGAAGAUUGGUUACACGAAACUGAUCGUCUAAUAACUGCAGGUGCUAGUGUUCAAGAUAUUAUGGAAGGUGUGGCAAUACAACGAGUGACAAUGCUUUCAUCAAAAUCGGCUUCUUCCUCUUUAAAUUCUAAUGUAGUUUCAUCAAGUACUGAUGGAUUCCCUCAAAUGUUUGAACAGGUUGUUGUUGUUGUCAAUUCUUCUACUAAAUUGUUGCAUUUAUUACGUGAUGAUCAAAUCAAUUUGGCCAACCAAAAAACUUUUUCUAUUUCUUCUCUUUCAAGAAGAAGACCAUUUUUACCACCUAUUUCUUCAAUGACUACUCAAACAAAAAUUGAAUUUGAGUCGAAGUUGCCUUCACUUCCCCCUCUUCCCCUUCCUCCAAUCUAUUCUCUUCCUCUUCCUUUUACUCUUCCUAUUCAUCCUCUUCUUCCCCUUCCUCUUCCCCCUCUUCUUCCAUUGUCUUCUAUUCAUUCCCCCACCCUUCCUUCUUCUUCUUCCCGUCUUCCUCUAUUUUCUUCCAUUUAUUCUUUAUCCCCCAAAAUGUCUAUAUUAUCCUCCCCUCAUCUCAACAAUUACUCCAAUGAUUUUUUAAAUCGUAUUAAAUGCUUCCCCUACAUUGAUGACAACAAUCAAAAUAAUAAACAACACAACAAUAAUUGUUUGAUCUGCAAUAAAAUUGUCCGGUCUCUUCCUUCCCAGCAUUCUCAAAAGUUAAAGAGAAAAUAUUUUUUAAGUCAACGGAUUAGAACAUUGUUUUCUUUUGUUUGUUGCUUCCGUCCUUUAUUUUCAUUGAAGGAAACUAAAAAUAGUAAAAGAAGAAAAAUGAUAAAAUCAAAUGAAGAGGAGGAGAAAGGAGAAGAUGAAGAAGAGAAAGUGGGAAGAGAUGAAGAGAAGGAAGAAGAUGGAAAGGGAGAGAAUGAAGAUACACAAAAGGGUGGAGACGAGGAAAUUGAAGAGGAAAAAGUCGAAGAGGACGUAGCUAAAGAUGAAAUGGAAGAGGGAGGAAGAAGAGUUGCAGAUCAAAAUGAAGAAGACGAAAAGGAAGCGAAAGAUGAAGAAAAUCAAAUUGAUAAAAAUGAAGAACAACCUCAAUCCUCUUCUCAUCCACUCGAAACUUUGCUUCAUUUUGAAGAUGAGGAGGAAGAAGAAUGUAUCGUCUCAGAAUGUUUUCAAAUAAAUCCAAUAGCUAUAGACGAUCCGUUUUUUAAUUAUUGGAAUAACCAGCAAUGGAAUUGUCAAGAACGCCCAAUACAAAUUGAUUUGGGUUUUGCUGAUCGAAUAAAAACUUUUUGGAACGGGGACUGGUGGAAUAAUACAAAAUGGUCUUCUGGGACUGAUUGGCAUGAACUUAUAGGGAAUUUGGAGUUUUCGCCUGUUUAUGGACAUUCUGAGGCCGUUAACGGUUCGUGGUGUUUGCCAGGGCAAGACUGCACUGCCAAUAUUUUAUCAAUCUCGCCAAUAGAAGAAGGUGAAAAUCAUCAUCACCAACAACAAAAUCAAAUAACAAAGGAGAAUAAUGAAAAAAUGAACGCCUUUUCAACAAUUGUAAAUAACAACAACAACGAAUCUGUUCAGUCCAAAAUUCUUUUGCCACCUUUCAAAAAACGAAGGAAACGUACAAAUUUGGAUACAGCACAAAAAUUGUCUUUGGAUACCUUUUUCAGAAUUGAUCCACGUCCAGACAAUGCCCGAAUGGUUGAAAUUGCAACUUUACUAGAUUUGGAUCACGACGUUGUACGUGUUUGGUUUUGUAAUCGACGCCAAAAAUUACGCAAAAAAUAA
This is a messenger RNA of Meloidogyne enterolobii, 2871 nucleotides long. Lineage: Eukaryota; Metazoa; Nematoda; Chromadorea; Rhabditida; Meloidogynidae. The record is from the annotation of a GenBank genome assembly.